Messenger RNA from Fraxinus pennsylvanica, 438 nucleotides. The record is from the annotation of a GenBank genome assembly. NCBI's taxonomy places the organism in Eukaryota, Viridiplantae, Streptophyta, Magnoliopsida, Lamiales, Oleaceae.
AUGUCGAACGAAACCCUAGAUGACCGUCCUCAAGAUUCCGUCUCCGACGAGGAACCGAGCGUUGUUGUUAAUGGUGAGGAUAGCAAUAGUAAUAGUAAUGCAACUAGUUCGAAUUCUUCAGUGGCAAAGGGGUUGUCCUCUUUAAUUUCUUCUAUAAUCACGGAUUUCGAUUCCAGAGCUGAAGCAACCUCUCGCAGUCAAGAACAGCUCGCCUUCUCCCUCGAUCGACUCACCGGAGAGCUUGAUAAAUUGCUAGAAGAUGCUCCUUCGCCAUUUAUUAUGCAGCACGCUGCAAGGAUAUCUGGUGUUAGGAGAAGGGUCACAGCUUUAAACUCAGUUUUGAAGUCUGUACAACGACGAAUUGACAAUAUGGAUCGAAUGCUGUCAGCUGGAUCUUUGCAUGAAAAAUCGGUAAGAGAGAAAGCUGGAGAACAUUAA